AUGCCGCUGCUUCUCAGUGACGAUGGCAGCAAUGACUGCGCUGGCCAAACCACAACCACAACCUCGCCUGCCGCCGAACAUAAUGACGAUAGCGCAGCUACUCUACGCGAAAUCCAGCGCGCCGUCCAGGGCUGCCAGCGGUGUAUCAUAAUAACCGGUGCCGGCAUAUCCGUGUCCUCAGGCAUCCCCGACUUUCGCUCUCCUGAUGGGCUAUUUCAGCAGCUCAAGCAAAAAUAUCCCAACUCUGUUUCCAACGGGAAAGAUCUCUUUGAUGCGACGCUAUUUGGCGACGCAGGGAUGAUUAGCGUAUUUUACAACUUCAUGGGCGAGCUACGCACCCUUGUCAGUCAGGCCAAUUGCACGCCAACGCACAUGUUUAUAAAGGAGCUGGAUGAGUGCGGCAAGCUCUUGCGCUGCUACACACAGAACAUUGACUCGUUGGAAAAACGCAUUGGCUUGGAGACGUCGUUCCAAAAACCAGCAUCCGCCACCCACAGUGCCUCGGGCAAGGCGAGAGGUAGCCAGGAAGAAUGUUUGUCAGAGGGUAACAGUAGCAAUUUGCAGCUCUCUGAACGUAACAGCUCUGCUACAGGCGGCACGCCGGCAAACACAUCAUUAGACGCACAGCCGGGCGAACGAGCAGAGACACGGUCACAGACAAAGCUCAAAAAACAACAGCAGAAACUGGCCCCCAAGCGCAGGCGACAAACGACCCUUGACAAAACAUUUACAAAGGCAGUGCAACUGCAUGGAGACUUGGACAAUGUGGUAUGCACAAUCUGCCACACGCGUUAUCCAUUUACAGAGAAACUGGUCGAAGAAUUCUGUGAGGGGGCACCGCCACCUUGCCCGAGAUGCAAGGAGACUGAAAUCAUUCGCGAUCUGGUUGGCAAGCGCGCUGUGGCUUCUGGUGUAUUGCGCCCGGAUAUUGUGCUGUAUAACGAAGCACAUCCUCAAAGCGAGGUUAUCGGGGCUCUGAGUGAAUUCGAUCUCAAGCGGAGGCCAGAUCUGCUCAUUGUCAUCGGCACAUCACUCAAGAUCCCCGGAAUCAAGCGCAUGGUCAAGGAAAUGUCUCGCUGCGUGCGCUCAUGCUCGCUCAAAGCCAAGCGCGCUGGCGCGGGGAAGACCAUCUUUAUUAACCGCGAUGAGCCGGCACGAGGCUGGGAGGAUGUGUUUGACUUUUAUGUAUCUGGUGAUUCGGACCAGGCAAUCAGCCUGCUUCCCAUCAAGGCCGCCGAUUCCGCCGCGACGGACCAGGAUACCCCACACUAUGGCGAGAGCAGCAGCGUCGAUGACAUCGAUGAUGUCGAGGUCAAGCGCACUUUGUCAAAUAUCAUGUCAAUUAGCAGCAUUUGCAGCCCGCCGACGACAUUGAAGGCAGAGACGAAGCUCUCAAAGGCGCUUGCCGCCGCAGUGACAAAGCAAAAAAAGCAGCAUAAAAACAAGGCAGCAUCUGGUCUGGUGCGCGGCUCGGCCGGGACCAAGCAGUCGCGCACUACCCAUAAGCUCACUGCCAUGCUGAAGGUUGUCAAGGCCACAAGCGUGUCCGAAUCUAAGCGCUCGCGCCUGCCACGCAAAAUAAUGCAGCCACAGCCGCAGCCCCAGAUAGAGCAAGUCGCCAUUCCAAAGUCACCUCUGGCACACUUGGCAUAA
This is a messenger RNA of Kickxella alabastrina, 1653 nucleotides long. Its product is annotated as DHS-like NAD/FAD-binding domain-containing protein. Lineage: Eukaryota; Fungi; Kickxellomycota; Kickxellomycetes; Kickxellales; Kickxellaceae. The transcript is spliced from 4 exons. The record is from RefSeq and is a predicted model, not a curated record. Gene Ontology annotation, molecular function: NAD+ binding. The coding region runs from base 1 to 1653 and encodes 550 amino acids.